GCGGGGCGCGCGCGGCUGGACGCAGGCUCCGCGAUGGUGCUGUCGGCCGCGGACCGGGCGGCAGUGCGCGCACUGUGGAGGAAGCUGGGGAAUAAUGUUGGGAUCUACGCGACCGAGGCCCUGGAGAGGACCUUCACGGCCUUCCCCACCACCAAGACCUACUUCGCCCACUUCGACCUGAGCCCCGGCUCCGCCCAGGUCAAGGCCCACGGCAAGAAGGUGGCCGACGCGCUGACCACCGCUGUGGCCCACAUGGAUGACCUGCCAGGCGCCCUGUCGGCUCUGAGCGACCUGCACGCGCACCAGCUGCGUGUGGACCCCGUCAACUUCAAGUUCCUGGGCCACUGCCUGCUGGUGACCCUCGCCCGGCACUACCCCGGAGACUUCGGCCCCGCCAUGCACGCCUCGCUGGACAAGUUUCUGAGCCACGUGAUCUCGGCGCUGGCCUCCAGCUAUGGCUAGACUCGGAGGGGGUCGUCGCAGGACCCCCCAGCCGCCCCUCCCGCGAGUUCCAGAGUUCGAGUAAAGUCCCCGCAAGAAAGCCUCA
Callorhinus ursinus (northern fur seal) is the source of this 547-nucleotide messenger RNA. It is a transcript of the gene HBQ1, whose product is annotated as hemoglobin subunit theta 1. Gene Ontology annotation, biological process: oxygen transport; hydrogen peroxide catabolic process. Gene Ontology annotation, molecular function: oxygen carrier activity; haptoglobin binding; peroxidase activity. Lineage: Eukaryota; Metazoa; Chordata; Mammalia; Carnivora; Otariidae. Gene Ontology annotation, cellular component: hemoglobin complex; haptoglobin-hemoglobin complex; blood microparticle. The record is from RefSeq and is a predicted model, not a curated record.